This is a messenger RNA of Lycium ferocissimum, 681 nucleotides long. Its product is annotated as photosystem I reaction center subunit N, chloroplastic. Gene Ontology annotation, biological process: photosynthesis. Gene Ontology annotation, cellular component: chloroplast photosystem I. The transcript has 3 exons. The record is from RefSeq and is a predicted model, not a curated record. The coding region runs from base 78 to 581 and encodes 167 amino acids. Lineage: Eukaryota; Viridiplantae; Streptophyta; Magnoliopsida; Solanales; Solanaceae.
ACAAAAUCCAACUACUUAAAAAGUGCAUUUAAAAUAUUUCCUUAUUCAUUCGGAUCCAAUAUACAGCAGAUCAAGAAAUGGCAGCAAUGAACUCAAGUGUGUUGGCAUGCAGCUAUGCUGUGUCAGGCAUUGGUGCAACUGAACUCACCUCAAAGCAUGCAGUCACCACCUCCAUGGCUCUCCAGAAAUUGCCAGUAGUCAUCAAGGCUCAACAACACUCCUCAGCCAACAUUAAUAAGGACGUCCACCAAGCCGGAAGAAGAGUUGCGCUCCUUGGCUUAGCUGCUGCCCUUUUCACAGCCUCCAACUCCUCUGCCAAUGCUGGCGUCAUCGACGACUAUCUUGAGAAAAGCAAAGCCAACAAGGAAUUGAAUGACAAGAAGAGGUUGGCCACAAGUGGCGCAAACUUCGCAAGGGCAUACACAGUUCAAUUUGGAACCUGCAAGUUCCCUGAGAACUUCACCGGCUGCCAAGACCUUGCCAAACAAAAGAAAGUGCCAUUUAUAAGUGAAGACUUGGCCUUGGAGUGCGAGGGCAAGGACAAAUACAAGUGUGGUUCUAAUGUGUUCUGGAAAUGGUGAUUGUAUUGUUAAGCAUAGCCCUUUCCCAAAAUGUAUCUACUGUGACAGACAAGUAAUUACCAUCCAUUUUCUUUUAAUUUAUUAAUCUUUAUUAAACAUC